UUUAUGGUUGAAACAUUAAAUAUUAUACACUUAGAAUUAUUAUCACCUACCGUAUUUUUUUUAAAGCAGUAAUACAUGUCAAGGGUACGGUGUCUAAUCUUAAGUGUGUCGUGCUCGACGGACGAUGAGCAGUGUAAGAGUUCAUGUUUGGUUAGGAUAAGCCUAUAUUUCACCUUAAUCCUAAAGAAAAUCAAUUUCCAUUGUCUUAAAAAGAUAAUCCUUCAAAAUUGAGGAUCAAUGAUAAUAGAAUGAACAAAGGAUGUAUAUAAUCAAAAUACAAAGUUAUUAUAAUUAUUGCAUUUUAAUUAUAGCAACGACAUCAAUAAACCUCAUCUUAUUAUAUAAAUUGCAUGGCACUAAUUAUAAGUGUGCCAAAAAUUAUAAUGUAAAAUAUUUAAUCUCAACAUCAAAUUUAUUAAUUUUUUCAAAUAUUAAUUAAAACAACUAAUGAUUUUUACAUCUGAAUUUGCUUUAGCAUUUAAAACAUUUACUCCCUCACCUCGUAAUUCCAAAGGAUUUGGUAAAGAAUUCUAAGUCUAUAGCACCUAGGAACAGAAAUGGUCAAAGAGCUGGUCAAGUCAAGGCAGAUACAAUGCUGUUUUGUUUUGUUUUUUUUUAGCCGAAGAGACAAUGCUGUUAACUGUGAAGUAUCAAUCCACUCAACGUCAAUGGGUAAAUCAGUAAGAAGAGCACUAACCCGUCGCUGAUCUUUUCGUGCUGUCCAUUGAGGUGGGGAGUAUAGCGCGUGAAUGUCUCUGGAUUCAAACGAAACUGUUCCCGGAAAUCACAUGGAAGAUAAGCGUCCUCGAUUAUCGUGUAAAGAACCGUCACGGGAGCCCUCUCCGGCCAGGCGGAUCAAGGGCAGGUUCGCCGUCGACGACAGCGGAGAUCUGAUAGAGUGCUCCAGCAAGUAUUGCCGGACAUGCACCGCCGGGAUGAUAGCCGACUGCGUGGCACUCUGCUGCUGCCCCUGCGCGGUGCUCCACUGCUUCGCUCUGGCCUUCGUGAAAGCUCCGUGGAUGGCGGGAAGGAGGUGCCUGGGUCUCGGGAAGAAGAAGAAGAAGAAAACGAAGAGGAUAGAAGACGACGUCGUGUUGGAGAGGAACCCCAGGGAAGCGAAUACGAGGAGGGGCUGGGUAGAAGAGGGCGCGCUAGAAGUCGUUUCUAGUGAAAUGGCCUUUGAUGCCGAGGAGGUCUGGAAAGAAAUGUACGAGAUAGGGCAUUUUGGUUUCUUUCACAGGAAUUCCAAUUGAACCCACCAUGUUUCAGCUGUUAACCCAGAACCAUUGAAAAUAAAAAUGCAAAUUGAAAAAUAAAAGGAGUAGCAUUUAUAAUUUAUCGCCGGCGGUGAAGGUAAUUCCUCGUUCGCCGAGCAAAACAA
Molecule: messenger RNA, 1381 nt
Organism: Prosopis cineraria
Lineage: Eukaryota; Viridiplantae; Streptophyta; Magnoliopsida; Fabales; Fabaceae
Exons: 2
Coding region: 750-1253 (167 amino acids)
Source: RefSeq, a predicted model, not a curated record